GGAAGUGGAGGAGAAGAGUUUGUGGAGCCGAGAACACGCAGGAGCCGGAGUGACCGUGGCCCGGAAUCACGCAAACCUCGCGGGGCCCACAGGAAAAAAAACAAAACACGGUGUUUGUACAAUGAAAAUACGCGUGGAGGUUUGCGUGGAAGACGUAGGAGUUGACGUGAGAGUGAGUUUUUGAAAGUGGAGCCGCUUCCUCGUUCGAGAACCGAGCGAGAGAUCUGAACAUCCUCACAAAGAAAGUUCGACAGCUAGGCUGCUAACUGAGCACCGGGGAGGAGGGGGGGAGAACCGUGAGCACCGGGGGGGGGGAGACCGCACCACGAGCGGCUGGUAACGUGUCCUCUGUCGAGAGAAGAGUUCCGGGUUCACUCGGUGUUUAAAUGAGUGAAGCCUGAGUUUUAAAACAGUUUUUACUGAGUCGUCAUCAUCAUCAUCAUCAUCAUCAGUGGAGGAGGAAGAGUUGCAGCUGGUAACUCGACCACCAGAGUUUCCGCAGAGCCCCCCCCCCACCCCACCCCACACACCCUCCACCCUCAGGCAGCACCACGACCCCCUUCCGCCGCCGCAGAGACUCCCAGCUCCGGCCCGGUCUGACUGAGACAUGUCCGGCCGCAGCGGAGCCCCGCAGACCCCGGGAGCUGCUCUGCGUCCGCAGCCCCUCAAGGCCACCGUCCCCUACCAGCUGACCGGCAAACCCCGGUCACACCACCGGGAUGGGAGGUCAGCGGGAAAGACCAAACUACACCAGCUGAGCUCUGGCAUGAGGCGGACCAUGUCCCUGGACGCCAUCAUCGGGCCGUACCUGCAGGGACACUGGCCCAAAGAACUCGAGGGCCAGAGCAGCCCCUCAUGCAAAGACAAAUCCACUCAGACACCAGACUCAUGGUCAGAUGCUUCUCAGAGCAGGAGAGGAAGCAGCAGCAGCAACAGCAGCAGCCAUAAGCGAUCAGCAUCAUGGAGCAGUGCUGAACAUCUGCGAGAGAUUGCUAAACUAAAACAACAGCUGCAGCAGCGCAACAAACCUGCAGUCUCUGGGGGACAUGACAAAAACUCACAGCGAGGGUAUCCUCAGAGGAGCUGUAGCCUAGGAACUACUCAGACUCAGUCAGUCCCCGUCCCUCUCGCUCCCUUGUCUACACUGGUCCCUCGACUGCGCUGCAGCGUGGAGGGCCUCAACCAGGAGCUGGAGGGCAUGUUCAUCUGCCAGCCGCCGCAUCCUCAGCACAGGCUCCUCGAGGUUCCUGAUGGUCACCGGGCUCCUGUCCCUCGGCUGAGCUGCAGCAGUGGCUCUCAGAGUGACCCCACCACCACACCCCUAUCCUCCCCCUCCCCCUGCUCCUCUCCCAUCCACAUCUCCUCCUCCCCGCCCAACUCUGAAGACACUCCUGUGGACCUCCACCAAGGUUUAACAGAAGGCGCAGAGAUGUGUCUCCUGUCUCCGUUCUCCUCCCAGAGCGAGGCGGACCUCUCCCUGCCUCUGCUGAUCUCUUCGUCUCCAGGACCCAACAAAAGUUGCUGCUUCCAGCGAGAACCUCCAGAAGGCUGCGAGAAGGUCCGAGUCUGGGAGGAGACCAGCGCUCCACGCCAAUCAAAGCCAACCCCCAUCUCCUCCUGCCCAGACCCCAACAAGGUCAACUUCACCCCCCAUGGUGUCUCAGCCUUCUGCCCCGUCAGCCUCCUGAAGCCCCUGCUCCCCUCCAUGGACCUGUUGUUCCGCAGCCUUGCCAUCUCUCCAGCAGGCAGCUGCUCAAACCUGGGAACGAUUUCCUUCCAGGCGACGUCCCCUGACAACCCCUCCUCUGCUUCAGAUCCUCCUCCUGCUGCUACCACUGCCACCGUGGGAGAGAGCUCUGGUCAGGGCCUCGCUUUCUGAUCAUUGCCGCAGAUUGUUUUCUGAAGAAAUGAGUUUGUAUAAUUCAAAUCUUUGAGUCUUCUGGGAAAGAUUUAGCACAGUGGCUUUAUUUUAGGAAGUUCCCAUCGCUUUUCUACACAGGCAUAAAAAAGAAAUUAUGUUAAAAAAAUAAAAAAAAAAUAUAUAGAAAGAAAAUGAAUAUGAUACUCGUGCGUGAUCCAAAGCUAUGCUGUAUAAGUUGUGUUGGGUUUCCAAGCAUCUCUAAAUUAAUUUUAGUUGAGUCAUUUCAUUAUCCAAAGAUUUAGUUUUGGCCAAACCAGAGUGAGCGACGGGCAGUCCAGUGAAAGGACGGCUCGUUUAUUCUUCAACGUGAUCUGAGAUGUGAUUCGUUGACUGAGUGCACAGAUUGUUCUGUUUCCCCAAAGAAGCCAUGACAAAGACUUUUAAUUCGCUGCUGGUUUUAAAACUCGUGUUCCUCUCUGUCCAAAAUCUUGGGAGUCUGGGUCCAGUAAGAAAAACACAUCGUGGAUAAGUUUGUUUUUAAGCAUUCAAAGAUAUUUAUCUGCGAUUCUCCUUAGAUUUCUUUUCCCACCUAACUCGACCCUUCAGCUGUUGCUGGUGUACAAAGCAUGACAAAUCAGUGGGGUACUUUUUCUUUUUUUUUUACCUGAUUUAAAAGUGACACGAGUAAGUUAAUAGUUGUAGACUGAAUGGAAUAUUCUUCAUGCAUUCCUGCUUUAAACGUUCCGGCAAUGUUAUUUUUUGUUCUAUCUUGUUUACUUGCAAAAAAAAAGUAACAUGUUAAAGGAUGAAAACCUGCUAUUCCUCGAUGUUCUAGAUGUGUGCUUGACUGUAUGUUUAUAGUUUGGAGGUUUCACAGCCUAGUUGACUACCUAACCAGUUUUAGUGGUGUAGAUUUGUCAUCAAGUGUUUUUUCUUUGACGAUGUUCUUUUUCAUCUGCCAUGCUGACAAGCUGAUAGAGGUUUAUUUCUGGUAGACAUGUUUGCACAAAUUGAACUGCUACGUUUGAGUCGCAAUUCUUAGUUUUAUAUUCACUUUUUGUACUUCAUUGUAAAUUUCAGAGUAGUAAUGUGUAUUUUCUACACCUUUUUUUUUUCCAAUUACCUGCAACAUAAGCUAAAAACAGUUAUUUUAGUUUCGUUCUGUCAGUAUAAGUGAGGCAGGUGUUACGUGAGAUGUGUCAGGUGGAUUUUUUAUGCACUUCCAGGAGAGGCUUUUUACGCUCGUUAGUCCUGGGUUUAUUGUGUCUGACAGGAGUUUUGUUGAUGGGUGUCUGUAUGUGUGUGUGUGUGCACGUGGAUGAGAAGUUAACUAGUCUGACUGUUUGACUAACUUCCACUAGUUGUAGUGUCCUGGUGAAACGCUGAUGCAUUUAAACAUUGUCUUUUUCCAAAUAAGCCUCAAUGUCAAUGUUUAUAGAGUCUGCAAAGAAGCCGGGGACGUGCUGUUAUCUCAGGUUCUGUGUUCUGUCCACAUAAAUAUAUGAUUGAUUAUU
Messenger RNA from Paralichthys olivaceus (Japanese flounder), 3375 nucleotides. RefSeq names its product protein FAM117A-like. NCBI's taxonomy places the organism in Eukaryota, Metazoa, Chordata, Actinopteri, Pleuronectiformes, Paralichthyidae. The record is from RefSeq and is a predicted model, not a curated record.